GCGAGGAGCCGGCCCUAGGCGCGAGCGCGCGCUCCCCGCCCCCAGCCCCCGAGUGGCUCGCGGCUCGCGGCCGGCUCCGCGCGCCGCAUAGCCGGGUGCAGCGCAGCGCAGCGCCGCGGCCUUUCGGCAGCUGAGCGACAGCAGCGGGUCAGGACAAAGAGGUGUGGGCAGGCUGCUGCCUGGCUGGUGCCAUCAUGGCAGAGAAAGUGAAUAACUUCCCACCACUGCCCAAAUUCAUCCCGCUGAAGCCAUGUUUCUACCAAGACUUUGAGGCAGACAUCCCUCCCCAGCAUCUCAGCAUGACCAAGCGCCUCUACUACCUCUGGAUGUUGAACAGCGUCACGCUGGCCGUGAACCUCGUGGGCUGUCUCGCGUGGCUGAUCGGAGGCGGGGGAGCCACCAACUUUGGCCUCGCCUUUCUCUGGCUCAUCCUCUUCACACCCUGCUCCUACGUCUGCUGGUUUCGGCCCAUUUACAAGGCCUUCAAGACUGACAGCUCCUUCAGCUUCAUGGCAUUCUUCUUCACCUUCAUGGCCCAGCUGGUCAUCAGCAUUAUCCAGGCCGUGGGUAUCCCAGGCUGGGGCAUCUGCGGCUGGAUUGCCACCAUCUCCUUCUUCGGGACGAACGUUGGCUCAGCAGUGGUAAUGCUCAUUCCUACCAUCAUGUUCACGGUCAUGGCUGUCUUUUCCUUCAUCGCCCUCAGCAUGGUUCAUAAAUUCUACCGGGGCAGUGGGGGGAGUUUCAGCAAAGCUCAGGAGGAGUGGACCACGGGGGCGUGGAGGAACCCGCAUGUGCAGCAAGCAGCCCAGAAUGCAGCCAUGGGGGCGGCCCAGGGGGCUGUGAAUCAGCCGCAGACUCAGUAUUCCGCCACCCCCAGCUAUGCAUACUCCAACGAGAUGUGAGCCAGCCGAGCCUGCUGUGAGGCGGGGCUGCGGGCUGGUGGGACGGGGGCUCAAGCCACAUCAUCUGUUGUGGUGACCAAGCAGGGUUCCCCCUUCCCUUUUCUCUUCCUCCACUUUGUAUAAAGAAUCAGAGUUAUAUAUAUAUAUAUAUAUAUAUAUAUAUAUAUAUAUAUGUAUGUAUGUAUAUGUCUACCCCCCACCCUCUUGGAUUUUGCUCUGAGCAUUUGGAAAGCUGCGGGCUACAUGUGGAGCUGUCCCUUGCGGCGGUAGCUGUGUCCAUGUCCCCUUGUGAAAUAGUGUGACGUGGAGGUCUCUGUUGUCGUGGUGCUAGAUGUCUGUUUAGAACUAAACCAGCCCCCACCCUCCCCCAGGCCACGCCCUCUGACUUUGCCCAAGGACCCUUCAUGGGGCAGGAGGAGGCAUAGCAGAGAGAGCCUGGCCCUCUCCCCAGGGUUAUGAGCUGAAGCUGUUUCCGCUUUUGGUCUUACUGGGAAGCAACAGUAUUUAGCACUUAUGGGGGUGGUGGGUGGGAGGGUGAGAACAGGCAGGGGCCUUCUCUUCCUCCUUCUGAUCUGGGAUCCUCCCCCUCAACCUCUUCUUCCUCUCGUCCCUUCUUGCUGUCACAUUCCCUGUGGUCUCUUCUCUUGCCCAAGGUCUCUCUCUUCCCCAUAUGGCUUUCUGUCUUCCCCAAGGCUGAAUGAAUUUGUAUCUGCUCCUGAGACUGAGCCCUUUCCCAGAUCAAGGAAGCAGACGGGAGCUGAGCUUUAGCCCUGAUGUGGGAGGGCACACAGGUGCAGACCCCCCCACGGCACCUGACUCCUAAGGAAUGGCAAUGCAGGGUCAUCUCCUGGACUCCCAGAGCUUGGCCUGUAGGGGCAGGCUCCUCUUUUCCCUGCUUCCCCUCCUUCUCUUCCUAGCACCCCCCUCAAGCCCCUCUGCCUGUGUCCCUCCCCAAACCCCCAGCUGCUAUGGCCUGAUUCUCUUGUCCUACCUCCAUCACAUGCCAGAGGCAUCUUCCAUCUACCAAGGCGGAUUCCACUGCCUUCCCUGAAGAGCUGGGUGGUAUCCAGGCAAUUUCCAUGCAAAGGCGCAGCUGGAGCAGAGGACGUGUAAAUAAUUAUUGGUACCUGUGUGAGGUCUGGCUGGUUCAAGCCCCCUGGGAGGUAUUGGGUGUCCCGGAGUGACCGACCAUCGGAUUCCUGGCAGCAGUAGCUGUUCUGUGUGGGUCUGGUAGAAGGGACAGGCUCAGAGUGCUGGGCCUGGAGGGAAGAUCAGAGGAGAAGGCAGGCAGAACUCAGUGAGAGGGGAGCAUGCCUCCCCCAUGCCAGCUAGCUCUUCGUCACAGGGCAGUUCUGGGCACUUGAACUCAGGGCCCAAGAAGAGGCAGAGGCCCAAUCCUAUCUGCAGGCACAAUGGCUGGAGUGGGCUUUCAGGUUAGGUGCGGUGGGAAGGAAGGCUCUCUGGCUUUUGUUUUUUAAAAAAAUCAAAAUAACUUGUUCCCUUUUGCUUAUUGGCUUUAGUUCUCGGCCUUCUUCAGCCUGACCGAAUCCCUUUCCCUUCCAGGACAGUGACUUCAGGCCAGUAGGUCUGUUCUGUUCCAAGCCUUGUGAGAAUGUUGCUGGUAAAGCCCCAGCUCUUUGAGGUUGGGAGGGGAGUGUCGCACUCAAGGAACAGCUGCCCACUUCCUACCCUCCCUUCUCCUAUCUGGGUGUUUGGCCUGAAAAACCAAACCCUGCUUGGCCAUUGUGGGCUGGCUCCAGCUUGGAACCCAGCUUGGUCAAGCUCCAAAUACUGUAUUUUCCUAUAAGGGGAGCCGGGGCCUCUGGGAAGUUCUCUUCCUAAUGGUCCCGUUGGCUUGAGUCAGACUGAUUGGCUCUCUCCUCUACCACUUUCUCUCUGGAAAGCAUUUGUCAUCGCCCCUAGUGCCUGAAAAGAGACCCUUGGUCUAGCCUCUUGCUCCCUUGUCCUCUCUCCCCUCCCUUCCUCCACUUCCCGUCCCCACUCCCCCCCCCCCCCCCCCCCCCCCCGCCAGACCUCUGACUCCUUUUCUCUUAGUCUCUGGUAGUUCCAGGCCUGUGGUCCAGCUGCUAGCCCAGGAUCCAUGACCUGUUGGUUGCCACCUCCAGUCGAUUUCCUGCCCUACCUGCCUUUCUUCUUUCCUGGCUCAGACCUAUAUGGCUAUGCCCUGACGCUGCCCUUGGGGAGGCCUGCUACUUGUGUGUGGCCCAGCUUGUCCAGGCCCUGAGAUGCUGUCUCCAGGCAACCAUACACUUUCCUGGGGAGGAAACCAAUAUGAGAAGUGGGGGCUGGGCACAGAUUCAUGUUUGCUGGAUGGUCUUGGGUGGAGGGAAACCCAGGUCAGUUCUGGGAAUCCUCAGGUCUGCAGCCAGCCAGUGAGCUGCGUUUGUACUCUGCUGGUGCCCACUGCUCCUCCACUGCUCCUCCUUGUUUCUAGGAGACAGACUAUUCUCCAUCUGGCAGUUGACCUGCCUGAGCCAGUGUGUCUGUCUAUGGUAACUGAGUGAACCAUAAUAAAGGGGAACAUUUGGCCAUAUGUA
This is a messenger RNA of Rhinolophus ferrumequinum (greater horseshoe bat), 3460 nucleotides long. It is a transcript of the gene SCAMP5, whose product is annotated as secretory carrier membrane protein 5. Gene Ontology annotation, cellular component: trans-Golgi network membrane; recycling endosome membrane. Gene Ontology annotation, biological process: protein transport. Bases 195 to 902 code for a protein of 235 amino acids. The transcript is spliced from 7 exons. NCBI's taxonomy places the organism in Eukaryota, Metazoa, Chordata, Mammalia, Chiroptera, Rhinolophidae. The record is from RefSeq and is a predicted model, not a curated record.